Molecule: messenger RNA, 1083 nt
Organism: Fomitopsis serialis
Lineage: Eukaryota; Fungi; Basidiomycota; Agaricomycetes; Polyporales; Fomitopsidaceae
Product: mitogen activated protein kinase
Exons: 11
Coding region: 1-1083 (360 amino acids)
Biological process (GO): protein phosphorylation; intracellular signal transduction
Cellular component (GO): nucleus; cytoplasm
Molecular function (GO): ATP binding; MAP kinase activity
Source: RefSeq, a predicted model, not a curated record
AUGUCUCGCAAGCAGGCCAAGCCCCUCCCCAAGUUCGACGUCGGCACUCACUAUGUCAUUCUACACGGGCUCGGAGAAGGUGCAUACGGUACGGUCGCCGCUGCGCUGCACAAACCGUCCGGGAAGGAGGUCGCGAUCAAGAAGGUCCUGCCCUUCGAACACACGCUCUUUUGCCUACGCACACUACGAGAGCUCAAGCUGCUGAAGUUCUUCUCGGAGACCUGUGUGAAUGAGAACAUCAUCUCGAUCUUGGACAUCAUCAAGCCUCCUUCGAAGGAUGAGUUCAAGGAGAUUUAUUUCAUCCAAGAGCUCAUGCAGACCGACUUGCACCGCGUUAUCAGGACACAGCAACUCACUGAUGAUCAUUGCCAGUACUUCGUGUACCAAACGCUGCGUGCGUUGAAGACCAUGCACUCCGCGGACAUCGUCCACCGAGACCUAAAACCCGCCAACCUCCUGCUCAACGCGAACUGCGACCUGAAAGUGUGCGACUUCGGUCUGGCACGCAGCACGCGAUCCACGAACCCGGGCGGAAAGGAGGUGGGCCUCAUGACGGAGUACGUUGCUACCCGGUGGUACCGUGCGCCGGAGAUCAUGCUGUCGUUCAAGAUGUACACGAAGGCGAUUGACAUCUGGGCUGUUGGCUGUAUCCUCGCUGAGCUGAUCAACGGGCGGCCUCUUUUCCCCGGUCGUGACUACGGGCAUCAGCUCGACCUCAUCCUCGAUGUGAUCGGCACGCCAACGCUGGAGGAAUUCUACGGCAUCACAUCGAGGCGUUCCCGAGACUACAUCCGCGCGCUGCCCAUCAAGAAGCGCAAAUCGUUCAGCGCGGUGUUCCCGAAGGCGACACCGGAGGCGCUGGACUUCCUGUCCAAGACGUUGACAUUCGACCCGAAGAAGCGUUUGACGGUGGACCAGGCGCUGGAACACCCGUAUCUCGCAUCAUACCAUGACCCGGAGGACGAACCUGCUGUGUCCUCCCUCGACUCGGAGUACUUCGAGUUUGAUUACCUGGACUUGAACAAGGACGAACUCAAGGACCUGCUGUACGCGGAGGUAAUGUCCUUCGUGCCUUGCAUUUAA